Mycena indigotica is the source of this 1659-nucleotide messenger RNA. RefSeq names its product Slu7 domain-containing protein. The record is from RefSeq and is a predicted model, not a curated record. Gene Ontology annotation, biological process: mRNA splicing, via spliceosome. NCBI's taxonomy places the organism in Eukaryota, Fungi, Basidiomycota, Agaricomycetes, Agaricales, Mycenaceae. The transcript is spliced from 4 exons. Gene Ontology annotation, molecular function: pre-mRNA 3'-splice site binding. Gene Ontology annotation, cellular component: spliceosomal complex. Bases 1 to 1659 code for a protein of 552 amino acids.
AUGGCUUCAAUCUCUGCCGCCAACAAGUUGUCCCGAGAGGAAUUCCGAAAGCAGAAGGACCUCGAUGCUGCACGAAAAGCUGGAACAGCGGCGCCCGCGCUAGACGAGGAGGGGAAGCCUAUAAAUCCUCAUAUUCCACAAUAUAUAUCCCAAGCCCCAUGGUACCUGGACACCGGUGCACCGUCUCUGAGUCAUCAAAGGCGACCCGCGGAUGAACCCAAGACCAUUGACAAUUGGUAUGACCGAGGCUUGAAAGCUGGGCCUGCCGCCAAAAAGUAUCGGAAAGGAGCUUGUGAGAACUGCGGGGCGAUGACCCACAAAAAGCAAGACUGUCUCGAGCGACCGCGACGGCGGGGGGCCAAGUUUACGAACAAGGACAUCCAGGCUGACGAGGUGAUCCAGGAAGUUGCGUCUGGCUACGAUGCGAAGCGGGAUCGGUGGAAUGGCUAUGAUGCGGCGGACCACAAGCGGGUGUAUGAGGAGUAUGCAGCAAUUGACAGUGCGAGGCAGAAGCAGAGGGAGGAGGAGAUUGACAACCAGACGACAACGGACCUGGCAGCGGUGAGGAAGGUGGCAAAGGCGGGCAAGGAAAAGACCGAUGCGGAUGCCGAGUUUGGGUCGAGUGAUGAGGAGGAUGCUGACGAAGACAAAUACGCCGAUACAGCAGACGCAGUGGGCCAGAAACUCGACACAAAAACACGAAUCACAGUCAGAAAUCUUCGUAUACGAGAAGACACGGCCAAAUAUCUCAUCAACUUGGACCCUGAAAGCGCAUACUACGACCCCAAAACUCGGUCUAUGCGUGAUGCACCAGUCAAGAAUGUCGCCCCAGAGGAUGCCAAAUUCGCAGGCGACAACUUCCUGCGGGCGUCUGGAGAAGCCAAUGACAUGCAGCAACUCCAAUUAUUUGCGUGGCAGUCUGCAUCCCGCGGCAACGAUGUACACCUGAACGCCAACCCCACACAGGGAGAGCUCUUGCACCACGAGUUCAAGCAGAAGAAGGAGGAGCUGCGGGACACGUCUAAAAUCAGCAUCUUGGCCAAGUAUGGCGGCGCCAAAUAUCUGCAAACGGCCCCGAAAGAACUUUUGCAGGGCCAGACGGAGGAGUAUGUCGAGUAUUCUCGCGGUGGUCAGCUGAUAAAGGGUCGGGAACGGGUAAAAGCACGCUCAAAAUACCCCGAAGAUGUCUACGUCAACAACCACACUCAAGUAUGGGGCUCGUGGUACGACCCCGCGACAAGCACCUGGGGGUAUGGAUGUUGUCAUUCAAGUGUCCACUUGUCGUAUUGUGCUGGCCAAGCGGGUAUUGCAGCUGCACAAGCUUCCAGUGCCCAAAAUCUGCUAGCACGGCCUGCCACACCACCUCCGCAAGAAGACACGCGACCCCCACCGGAAACGUCAGAACGGAUGGAGCAGAACUUUGGGAAGAAGCGGAUGGGCGAGGGGGAUGUGCAGCUCGACGAAGACCGGUUAGCGCGUGCCCUGAAGGAAGAAAAGAAACGAAAGGGAGAGGACAACGACAGCGACCGGUUUGGCAAGAAACGCAAGGGCGUUGCAUCAAGCAGUCAUGAGGUUACCGAAGAAGAGCUCGAGGCCUACCGAAUGACUCGUAGGAUGACAGAGGACCCAAUGGCCAACUACGUCGACACCGAACUAUAA